Triticum aestivum (bread wheat) is the source of this 1783-nucleotide messenger RNA. RefSeq names its product eukaryotic initiation factor 4A-like. Bases 285 to 1529 code for a protein of 414 amino acids. The record is from RefSeq and is a predicted model, not a curated record. NCBI's taxonomy places the organism in Eukaryota, Viridiplantae, Streptophyta, Magnoliopsida, Poales, Poaceae. The transcript is spliced from 5 exons. Gene Ontology annotation, molecular function: ATP binding; RNA helicase activity; nucleic acid binding.
CGAGACGAGAGAGGGGCAGAGAGGGGAACGAGUCGAGGCGCGCGCCGCUUCCGUCGGGGACCAAUAUAAGCCGGCUUUCUCUCUCCUUCUCCCUACAGCCCACCAAACCCUCGCUCUUCCCACCGCAGGAAGAGAGCUCCUCUCCCCUCCCCGCCCCCACCGCCUCCGCCGACGAACCGAUCGGAUCCGGGACACGAUCUCGGAUUCGCUCGGCAGAUCAGCGCGCACCAGCCCCCAAGCCUCCGGAUCCUCCUUCGUCGUCCUCCCCACCGCAAGCUUCAGCCAUGGCAGGAAUGGCACCAGAGGGUUCCCAGUUUGAUGCUAAGCAGUAUGACAGCAAGAUGACCGAGUUACUGAACCAAGGUGACACCGGGGAGUUUUUCACCUCGUAUGAUGAGGUGCACGAAAGUUUUGAUGACAUGGGCCUCCAAGAGAACCUUCUUAGAGGCAUCUACGCUUAUGGUUUUGAGAAGCCAUCAGCCAUUCAGCAAAGAGGAAUUGUUCCCUUCUGCAAGGGUCUUGAUGUGAUUCAGCAAGCUCAGUCUGGAACAGGAAAAACUGCCACCUUCUGUUCUGGAAUCUUGCAGCAGCUUGACUAUGGAUUGGUUGAGUGCCAGGCAUUGGUCCUUGCUCCGACCCGUGAGCUUGCACAGCAGAUUGAGAAGGUCAUGCGUGCUCUUGGUGACUACUUAGGUGUCAAGGUGCAUGCAUGUGUUGGUGGAACUUCUGUUCGUGAGGACCAAAGGAUUCUUGCCAGUGGUGUGCAUGUUGUUGUCGGCACACCUGGUCGUGUGUUCGAUAUGUUGCGCAGGCAAUCCCUCCGUCCAGAUAACAUCAAGAUGUUUGUGUUGGAUGAAGCUGAUGAAAUGCUUUCACGUGGUUUCAAGGAUCAGAUCUAUGAUAUCUUCCAGCUUCUUCCAUCAAAGAUUCAGGUUGGGGUGUUCUCAGCAACCAUGCCUCCUGAGGCCCUUGAGAUAACCCGCAAGUUCAUGAACAAGCCUGUGAGGAUUCUUGUCAAGAGAGAUGAGCUUACCCUUGAGGGUAUCAAACAAUUCUAUGUCAAUGUGGAGAAGGAAGAGUGGAAGCUGGAUACACUCUGUGACCUGUACGAGACCCUGGCAAUUACCCAGAGUGUCAUCUUUGUGAACACCCGCCGCAAGGUGGACUGGCUCACCGACAAGAUGAGGGGACGGGACCACACUGUCUCUGCCACGCACGGAGAUAUGGACCAGAACACUAGGGACAUCAUCAUGAGGGAGUUCAGAUCUGGAUCUUCUCGUGUGCUCAUCACCACCGACCUGCUGGCCCGUGGUAUUGAUGUGCAGCAAGUCUCCCUUGUCAUCAACUAUGACCUGCCGACUCAGCCUGAGAAUUACCUCCAUCGCAUUGGUCGUAGUGGUCGGUUCGGGAGGAAGGGAGUUGCCAUCAACUUUGUCACCCGUGAAGAUGAGAGGAUGCUGUUCGACAUCCAGAAGUUCUACAACGUGGUCAUUGAGGAGCUCCCGGCCAAUGUCGCUGACCUUCUCUAGAUUAUAUCUUAGGAAUGCAGUAAGGUGCUUGAUAAAGUUCGUUUUUGUUGAAUAUCUCCCAACUCUCAGUUUUGGAGUGGUAAGGUCUGGGUCUGUUUGAAUCGUGGUUAAGGAUGGUCUCUUGAGUUUUUUCCUGUUAUGCAAUGUCCGGAAAUUUUUGUAGUGCGUAGGCUGUGCCAUCUCCUGGGCUAGCUGGGAUAGAGUGACUCUCAUGGAGUAUUUUACUUUUCGUUGUGAAGUUAUUUUAUUGCCCA